AGCAUCGCCAUAGCAACUGCCGCUGCUGCUCCCUAGAUAAGGGCAGUGCUGGAGCACUCCAUGCGAGCAGAGAAGACAAUUCCUGCUCCAGUGAACACUGACUCCAUAUCACACCUAUCCCAGAUUCCCUGCUUGGUUCUAAAGAAAAGCCUCCUCAGUGAUGUCAACUGAAUAUGUCCAAGCAUCACAUGAUAUCUCAGAAGACAGAUUGGAUGGGCGAGAUACUCUCUGUAACCACUUAGAUAACCUUUCUGAACAGUUGCUCAAAAGCUGUGAACUCAAAAAGAUACCAAGGAAGGGCAAAGCUCUCCAGGUCUCUCAGAAAAGCGAGCUUGAACAGAAAAAACCAAAGAGAAAAGAUACACCAGCAAUUCAUACGCCUCCACCUAUAGUCGGCAUUCUUUCAGACCACUUAAUUAGGAGGUGUGACUUCUCUGAGAAACCUCCCAAGGGUAAUGGCAGCCCAGCCCUUCAGAAAAUGGAAGAAGAACAGAGAAAACCCAGAAGGAAAAACACGCCAGCAAUCAAUACACCCCCUCUACUUGCAGGUAUUAAACUACUUAAAGAAGAUCAGCAGACUGUGAUUGUUGAAGAUGAAGAAAAGGAGGGAGAAACUUCAGCUUUUUAGAUUCUUGUCAUAUUCUCAUGUGUGUGUUUUGUAAAUAAUUUUGUGCAAUUAAGUAGUAUUAGUAUUUUUCCAGGGUUUUUUUUAAAUCAGAAAUAUAACCCAUGCUGCCUUCAGACAUGCUUGCUCAGACAUGUUCAAUUAAAUAUA
Lacerta agilis (Sand lizard) is the source of this 775-nucleotide messenger RNA. It is a transcript of the gene PPP1R17, whose product is annotated as protein phosphatase 1 regulatory subunit 17. Gene Ontology annotation, molecular function: protein phosphatase inhibitor activity. Gene Ontology annotation, biological process: regulation of phosphatase activity. The transcript is spliced from 5 exons. The coding region runs from base 161 to 628 and encodes 155 amino acids. The record is from RefSeq and is a predicted model, not a curated record. NCBI's taxonomy places the organism in Eukaryota, Metazoa, Chordata, Lepidosauria, Squamata, Lacertidae.